AUGGACGAGGAAUGUGCAUUUGAAGAAUAUGGAAGCUUCAUGGAUUUUGAUGUUCUGGAAGCAUUGCAGUCGGAACCAAGCAAGAAGAAGGCAACGCUGAGUGGUAACAAGGAGGCAGCAAGUGGCUCGCAAUCUAAAGGAAAGAAUGAUGAGCCAAACUCACUUGGAAAAUUGCACGUGGAUUACUCUGAUUCGGGUGCCGACCCUUCGGACCUGACUCCACAAGACAGAGGCGCGAUGGGCUCCGUUCCACCACCUGUUCCAUGA
Molecule: messenger RNA, 267 nt
Organism: Microthlaspi erraticum
Lineage: Eukaryota; Viridiplantae; Streptophyta; Magnoliopsida; Brassicales; Brassicaceae
Source: the annotation of a GenBank genome assembly